UAUUUCCUCUUUGCUUGCUGCAAAGUGGGAAUGCCCUUACAGAUUGGUGCGUGGCUAUGUUAAUGCUCGGCUCAGCCUAGCUAUUCUUCGGGCCCGCCAUCUCUGCAUGCGUGGCUCUCGUGUCCUUGCUGGCACAAUGAGCUACCGCCGUUCUCUCUGGGAUGCCGAUGGUGCACUUGCCCUCUUCCGCUAAUCUUGCCCCCGUUACUCUCUCUCUCUCUCUCUCUCUCUCUCUCUACUUCCCCACUACUUCCUCCAUUCCUCCAGCCCCCUGUUUUGCCCUGCUCCUCCCGUCCUCUUCUUUGCUCUCCCAGUACAACCCACCACCAAAGCCACUGCUCUGCCCAGCUUAGCCCCCCCUCGCUCCUUAUUAGGUAUCUACUUAGUAUUUAUUUCACACUAUUAGUACUCCAGAACAACAUCUACUGUAUCAGAUGGAUUGGCCACGGUAUCCGACAGCUCAUCCGACAGUUAUCCGACACAUGCUGCCCUGUUCUUUUCUUUGAAUGAUAGAAAAAGAUUUUGAUUUUUCUUUUUAGAAACACCUCGUCAGCAGUCACAACAGUGGUGCUACCAAAGAACGAAGAAAGCCAACAGUACCAUUUUGUUGUUUUGUUCUGUUGGAGAUCUAGUAGAAGAGUGGGAGCCAUGAACCACCUCCCCGACGAGGCCAGCAAUAAUAAUGUGCCGAGACUUCCUUGGGGUGCUCCCUCGUCUGUCACGCUGACUUCCGUGGAACGACAUCGGGCAUUGCUCUUGAAAGCCGAGAUUGAACAAUCCGAGGACAUGCGCAAUCUGCCGGACUACGACCAUGUCCAUUUGGUCAUUGCCGUUUGGAACGAUGAUCGCUACAACGAGAGGGAAAACAUACAGCGUGCCGUCGAUGUUGCCUAUAAACUGCAGUGUUUUCGGGACUUGUACAAGAUCCAAGACACGGUCGAAGACGGCCUAAACGCCAUUCGUGGGAUGAUGACUCUCAUGCCCGGUGGCAUUUUGGAUGUCUCCUACAUGCCGGACGAAGAAACCUUUUCCUUUUUCAUCGACUACAAGGCGUGUCAUCCCUCUCGGGUGCAAACCGACGGCGAUUUGCGGUGUGUGCAGGCAAUGCUGUACUAUUAUUAUCGUGCCAUGGCAUCCGAUAUCCAAUCCAUUCGAAACGGCGUCAUUACCAUGGUGGAACUGGAAGGAGUCAGCACGGAAAAUUUUGACAUGACAUUCGAAGAACGAUGCUUUUACGAAUUGAGGAGCUAUUAUCCGACAAUCUACAAGGAGACGUUUCUGCUGCAUACUCCAAUGGCAGCACUGCUUUUUGUCAAUUUGAUCAAGAGAUUCAUGAACCACAAACAACUGGCUACGCUGCAUAAUACCAAAAGCUUUAUGGAGUAUGAAGGUCGUGUGGACCAAUUGUUCAAGACACCCACCUUGGAAAUUGCCGAGGAGAAAUUGCUGGAACGAAUACGAGACUACCUGACAGAGAGAUAUCGCAAAGAGAGAGAAUUCAGGUUAUGAAUGAUUAUCAUAACUGUCAGCGGGUGCCGGCUAAACUACCGUAGCUACCGGUAGCCGAAUAGUGCAAUAGCGCCAUCAAUUGAUUUGAUACCUACCAUUGGCCCCCGAGUUGGUCCUCAAUAUGUAUGUGGCCCCUGAUCUCACCCAACCUAGUCCCAAAUUCCGCCUCUUCUUUGCCUACUAAGCCUGGCCCCUCGGCGGCUUCCGUAGAUAACUUCCCUAUGACCAUACUCUAAAAACCCCUAUAUGCAUUG
Molecule: messenger RNA, 1763 nt
Organism: Seminavis robusta
Lineage: Eukaryota; Bacillariophyta; Bacillariophyceae; Naviculales; Naviculaceae
Source: the annotation of a GenBank genome assembly